UCGGUCCAUACACUCGACUUUCACAGCGAGGAUUCAAGUUGGCUUAAGCGUGCUUUUACCCAGAUGCCUGGCUGUUCCUGGAAAGUUGGUUUGGUUUCCUGCCUGAGAGCCGGGGCUAAGCAGGAGGGCUGGUCUUGGAUGCCAGGCCAGGCUGUCAGCGGGAGGUAUGAGGCAGGUGCCCUUUGGAAAUCGGCCCUCCCGGACUUCCAGGUCAAUUCUUGGCAGGAGGUGAGGGGUUUGGAAGAUAAUUAUCCGGGGGUGAAAAGGGAGCUGUGUGCUAAGGCGCCUCCCCCAUGACCCGGAUGCUGACAAACCAUGCAAGCCGUUUGUCUUACAGGCACAGGUGCGGUAAGAGUCUGCUCCAUGUGUAGCACGCCAGUGUUCGUGAUUCUGACACUUGACAAAAUGUGGUAGGCCGAGAGAGGCCGUCUUCAGUCCAGGGCUCCGAGGGAGCAAACCUUUCGCGCAAAACUUGUCCAUUUUGAUGGCAUUAUUAAGGUCUGCCUUGGGGACAAAAGCCUGGUGGUACCGAAGGCGCUCAAGGAGCCGGCACUUGGCUGCUGGGCAUCAUGCCAGUAAGAGCCCAGCGCCCUGCGGGGCCUGGGAGGGCACGACAGGCAGGUGUGGGGGACCCAGGAACAACUAGAGGAUGCCCCAGCUGAGCAUCCCGGGGCUGUCUGGGUCCCUGGGAGCGCGCGGGACUGGGGUCAAGGGGCGCGCGGGAGAGGGAGGAGCCGUUCCUGGCCGGCGCCCGCAGGGCCGAGAAAGUGAAAGGGCGGCCGCUCCAGGAAGUCGCGAGCAGGAAGCGCGCAGGCGGCGCGGGCUGCGGAGCGCAGGUAGACGCGGGGGCGACCGAGGACCCUCCCCAGCGGCGCGCACCUGCCAGCGGGCCCGCGCCCUGCGCCCUGCGCCCCCGCUCCGGCCUCUCCACCGCUUGUCUCCCUCUGCUGUGGCUAGAGAACCGGGGACCAGCCAAGCGCUAGAGUGGCGUUGGGCGACAGUGCCGGGCGAUCCCGACGCUGAGUUCCCGGGGAAGUGGAAGCAGAAGGCUCCCCGAGGCCCGGGGCUGGGAUCGCCUAGCUGUGUUGCCCGGUCCCCUCCCAGUCCCGGGCCGUGGUGACAGCUGUGGGGAGCCGGCUGCUGGAGACCCAGCGCUUUGUCUGCAGCCGCGCGUUGGGGACGUGGGCGUGCCCGUAGCCUUCGCCACCGGGCCAGGAGGCUGUACGACCGACCGGGGAGGAGCCGGCUCGCAAAGCCCUUGGGAAAGCUCGCAGGCAGCACCCUGGGUUCUCGGGUUGUUUGUUUGCUAAAGAACUGCUUCCUGGAGCCCGGGCUCGGUGACCAACGUGGUGACAGCUAACCUACUGGCGGUAAUAAAAGGUUUAAAUCGCCGGAAAGUCCCCUAGGCGCAUGCACCAAUCUUCCAGCCCUCGGGGUCCACUCUGGGAUCUUGGUGACCUGCAGACCUCGGCCGACCCUGAUGGAAGGAAGAGGGGGCAGGACCCAGUAGGACACGUCUGCGGUUGCUGCUUUCCAGGCUGUGUGAACCGCGGGGCUGUCAAAAAAACAAUCUUAACCUGUUUCCUGGAGCAUCUGAUUACGGGACUGGAGCUCCGAGGUCAGGACCGACGUAAAUGGCUCGACUCCCUGUGGGCAUCCGCUUCAUCAUCGCCUUCUCCAGGGAUCAGUGGUACCGGGCCUUCACUUUCGUGCUGACAUUCCUGCUUUACACCAGCUUCCACUUAUCCCGAAAGCCUAUCAGCAUCGUGAAGGGCGAGCUCCAUAAGCAGUGUGCUGCAGGGGAUGAGCCUGAGCCCAGAUUCAGUGGCCGGAGCAGCAGUUCCAGGCAUGGCCCCACCCACUGGCUCCUGGACAACGAGACCGACUGUGGCUGGGCCCCUUUCGAUAAGAACAACUACCAGCAGCUGCUUGGAGCCCUGGAUUACUCCUUCCUGUGUGCCUACGCCAUCGGGAUGUACCUGAGUGGCAUAAUAGGGGAACGCCUGCCGAUUAGGUAUUACCUGACAUUUGGGAUGCUGGCCAGUGGCGCCUUCACAGCCCUGUUCGGCGUGGGCUAUUUCUAUAACAUCCACAGCUUGGGAUUCUACGUGAUGACCCAGAUCCUUAACGGGCUGGUGCAGACCACAGGCUGGCCGAGUGUCGUCACGUGCCUCAGCAACUGGUUUGGAAAAGGAAGGCGUGGCCUGAUCAUGGGCAUUUGGAACUCCCACACCUCCGUGGGCAACAUCCUGGGGUCGUUGAUUGCCGGCUACUGGGUGUCCACAUGCUGGGGACUGUCGUUUAUCGUGCCCGGGGCCAUCGUGGCAGCCAUGGGGAUCGUGUGCUUUCUCUUUCUCAUUGAACAUCCGAAGGACAUCAAGUGCUCCUCCACCCUGCCCACGCAUUCCAAAGUCUCUGAGAACGGCAUCAACAGAUUUAGACUGCAGAAGCAAACCGCACACACUGAAAAGAACGGACCUCUGGACCCAGAGCUGCAAUGCUUACUGCUCUCUGAUGGGAAGAGUCCCCUCCACCCGAGCCACAUCGUCGUCCUUCCCGGUGACAGCAGCGGCAGCAUGGCGGCCAUCAGUUUCACAGGAGCCCUGAGGAUCCCGGGCGUGAUUGAGUUCUCUCUGUGCUUGCUGUUCGCCAAGCUGGUCAGCUACACAUUCCUGUUCUGGCUCCCGCUGUACAUCACCAGUGUCGAUCACCUGGAUGCCAAGAAAGCGGGGGAGCUGUCCACACUGUUUGACGUGGGCGGGAUCUUCGGUGGGAUCCUAGCAGGUGUGAUCUCCGACCGCCUGGAAAAGCGGGCCUCCACCUGCGGUCUGAUGCUCCUGCUGGCCGCACCCACGCUCUAUGUCUUCUCCUCCGUCAGCAAAAUGGGACUGGAAGCCACCAUAGCCAUGCUGCUCCUCAGUGGGGCCCUGGUCAGCGGGCCCUAUGCACUGAUUACCACGGCCGUCUCUGCAGACCUGGGGACUCACAAAAGUCUGAAAGGGAACUCUCAUGCCCUGUCCACCGUGACGGCCAUCAUCGACGGCACUGGGUCUGUAGCUGUGAUCCACGCCAUGGUCUUCGGGAGGUACGGAGUAAACUCACGUGAGCAGCUGAUGUGUGCCUGCAACUUUGCUGAGACAUGGGAAAGGCGUAUCAGAGUGCUUCCCAGAUCACAGGGAGCUGCCUUGGGUCCCCUACUGGCGGGGCUCAUCUCCCCUUCAGGAUGGAGCAAUGUGUUCUACAUGCUGAUGUUUGCAGACGCCUGUGCCUUACUGUUCCUGAUCCGCCUCAUACACAAGGAACUGAGUUGUCCAGGGCCGGCUGCAGGGAUCCAGGCUCCGCUGAAGGAACACUGACCAUGAGUCCUCCGGAGUGCCCGGGCCCGUCUUAGACACACACUCUGUCUUUGGAAAAGCUGAAAGGAAGGAUCCUGUCAUAAAAAGAAAGACUCGCCUUUGCACGUACAUCUGGGAGCGACUCACAAACUACCUUGAGACUUGCUGGACAGACAGACGUGGCGCUCAGAAUGACAGUGGGGAGCCUGCCUGGCUGUGUCCCACUGCCUUAAUGGGCCAAGGCCCAAUGGCCCAGCCAGCCCCAGCCUGGCAGGUGCAUGGUGCCCGCUAGCCACUGAACUCUAGCCUGUACAGUGACAGGAAGGACCGGCCUGCAGGGCCCAGGCAGCCCACCCCUCUCAGGUACCCAGUGCAGAAUGUUUAUAGCCUGUGAGCCCAGGCCAUCCCACUCUCCUGUGUCCUGAAUGUGCAGGGUGAAAGGACAGGACAUGUCACAAAUGUCCCAUCAAGUAACCAACAGCAUGAGAAAGCCCAAUUACAGACAGAAACUGAGAUGGAGUCCACACCCAGCAGUCACGAAGACCCAUGCUCGCCACCAACCAGGAAACUGGUCAUGUCAAGAUGUGAAUGAGUGUGAAGCAAUAAGCCCCCCAACAGGACGGGGGCGCUGGGAAGGCCAGUCCCAAAGCACGUGCCGUGGUCCCCUGCAGGCCCGAGAGAGCACAGAAGCUGGGGGGGGGGGCUUUAUGGGGUGCCAGAAGCAAUGGGUCCCACCCAGCCAUCCCUCUUACCCCAGACACCUGAGCUGUUUCUAGACCCACAGGGAUUAUUUAUUUUAAAUGUAUAAUGUGCUAUAUAGAUUUUAAGAGAUAUAAAUGGGAUUUUGUUAUUUAUUGAGACAAACAAUGAUUGUUCUGUGGCCAUUUGUCGUCUUGGUUGUAUGUCUCUGCUCUUUGAAAUAAAUGAGUUUUUAUUUAAAAAAAAAAAAAAAGCCCCAAGUACAACAUAAAUGAUUCUUUACAGACCACGUCGCUUUGGUUUUCUCAGGACCAGAGACUGUAUCCAUUGUUUUCCGUGUUGCUGGGACAAAAUACUUGGCAAAAGGUACUUAAAGGAAAGAGAGGUUUCUUCUGGCUCCCGUGGCAGGGAAGGCAUGCAUGCGGGCAGGAGCUUGGGGCAUCUGGGCAGGAGCUUGGGGCAUCUGGGCACAUUGUAUCGGCAGUCGGGAAGCAGGGAGAUGGCGGCUCCUGCCCAGCUCGUCUCUCCUUUCUAUACAGUCCGAGACCGCAGACCAUGGAAUGCUGCUGCCCACAUUGAAGUGGGUGUUCCUACUUCAGUUAACCCAACCUAGAACAUUCUUCAGAGACAUGCCCAGAGGCUCAUUUCCCUUGGUGAGUCUAGAGUCUGUCAGGUUGAAAAUAUUAAUCAUGACAAAGAUUAAUUAAAUGUAAUUAUUACAAAAUA
This is a messenger RNA of Peromyscus leucopus (white-footed mouse), 4760 nucleotides long. It is a transcript of the gene Slc37a1, whose product is annotated as solute carrier family 37 member 1. Gene Ontology annotation, cellular component: endoplasmic reticulum membrane. Bases 1635 to 3356 code for a protein of 573 amino acids. Gene Ontology annotation, biological process: glucose-6-phosphate transport; phosphate ion transmembrane transport. The record is from RefSeq and is a predicted model, not a curated record. The transcript is spliced from 21 exons. Lineage: Eukaryota; Metazoa; Chordata; Mammalia; Rodentia; Cricetidae. Gene Ontology annotation, molecular function: glucose 6-phosphate:phosphate antiporter activity.